AUGUUAUUGCCUUCACAAGACAUUAGUCUGGAGGAAUUUGAUGAUGAAGAUUUAUCAGAAAUUACAGAUGACUGUGGGAUUGGACUGAACUAUGACUCAGACCACUGUGAUAAGGACAAUCUUGGAUUUGGCAGAUGUGAUCCGUCCCGAACCAUCUGUACUUUCCAGGAGGAUUUCCAAGAGUUUGAAAUGAUUGAUGAAGAAGAUGAUGAGGAGGAAGAAGAGGAGGAAAUUCAUACCCAAGAGAACCGACAUCGAGUGGAGGCUCCACCGUCUCCCAGCCCAUCCCCCCUGCCACCUGAGGCAACACUGAAAAAUAGGCCAAGCACCUUACAACUAAGCACUCCUCGGGCACAGGACACUCUCAACAACAAUGGAGGUUUUAUUCCCCAGAGAGACAGCUGGACUGAUGCUGAGAUAAACAAGACUGAACUGGUCUCUCAUGCUCAGUCUAAGCUGGACAUUCACAGAGGACUCGACGAUGAGCACAAUGGUCCAAAAAUGGAGAAGCCAGAAGACAUUGAUGAGCAGGGACAUGUGCCAUUAAAUGUGCAGCAGUCAGGUAGUAGUGGACCUUGGCCAGGAGAUGCAGAGCUAAGAGUGUCCUCUCCUUCCCAAAAACACCAGGCAGAUCUGUACCCAGAGAGAAGAGACCACAUACAAGGCCAACCCUCAAACUCCUCCAAUGAGACAACAUCUCCUUCUUCAGACCCUGGAAUCGAGGCCGAUAUAACUAGUCAUGGACGAUUCAUGCCAUCUGGACGCUGCAGCCAGGACCUAAGUUCUCCUUGCUCUGAUUCAGAUGUGGAAGGUGAAAUUGAAGCAGCAUUUGCCUGUGAGGCAGGGAGACUGGUGGGGAACAUGAUUUCCUCAAUCUCAGAGACAGAGUUGGACUUGAGUAGUGAGUCCAGCAGUGGAAGAUCAUCACAUCUGACAAAUUCUAUUGAAGAGGCUAGUUCUCCUACCUCUGAUCCUGAGCCUGACCCUGUAGGAGAAGGAGGUCGUCUAGGCAUCAAGGACUCAAUUCUCCUGGACAAAGAUGAAGAGGACACCCAAAGACUGGAGGAAUCUCAAGGCAAAUACAGUCCCUGGAAUAUUGAUGAGGAAGUCCCAACUCAUGAUCAACCAGAUCAGCAAACAGAGCGCAGUUUAGAGAGCAUCAGACGAUCAUUUUACUUGCCUGUUGGACCCAAGUUAUUGCCAGAAGCAGAUCCAAACAGUGAAUAUGACUCGGACUCAGAAUCAGAAGCUGACUUAAGUGAAGAUUCAGACUCUCCCUGGCUACUCAGUAACUUAGUGAAUAAAAUGAUUUCUGAGGGAUCAUACCCUAUUACCUGCCCAGAUGAAUGUUUCCAAAGACAGACCAGCCCUUCCUGUGACACACUUUCCCCUGCUUCUGACUUGGAUCCUGAAACCAUUGAACCAGAAUUGGAGGCUGAACACACCAACUCCAAUAAGACUACCGAGGAGUUAACACAACAGAACAUUGAACUAGUGGAUAUGGAGACACUUCAGAACUCAUUGAACCACAAAGAUAGUGAGGAGACUCGCCCUGGGCUAUAUGUUCUGCAUGACUCAUGUGAUACUGUCACCCCUAUCUUUGAAGGCCUUCAACUUCACUUAGGUUUUUCACACACCACUGAUUGUCUGUCCCAAUCUCCUGCACACAGAACUGAACAAAAAGCAUGGCCUGAGACAGAGGAAACACUUCAAGAGCCUGUGGAGGGUUGGGAUAUUGAUCGGGAUCUUGACUCUGGCAUCCUUGAGGAUGAAUUGUGCCAGGAACUGGGACAGAGACAACCCUCACUGGACACCUCUACAGCUAAAACCAACCAUGGUUUUAGCCUUGAAUAUCCUGGAGAGGAGGAUGACUACUCCUAUUAUAGGAGUCUUCGGAGCUCCCCAUUCCAGGAAUGCCUAGGGGAGGAUGCUUUCUUGGAUACUCAUACUGCUGAACCUCGCCUGCUUGAUGACUCUCUGGCCUAUGACUCUGUAAAGUACACACUAGUAGUUGAUGAACAUACUCAACUGGAACUAAUCAGUCUACAGAGGUGCACAUCUAUCCUGAGCAAUGGCAGUGACAUCCUAAGGUCUUGUGACCCGUGUGACUUAGAAGAUGAUGAGUUUGGGGAUGAUGUGGAAGCUCAUGACAAUGAAUCCUCAUCUGGAGACUCUUCUCCAGAACCCAAUAUGCCCUUCUCCAAGAAGUUUCUCAAUGUUUUUGUAAACAGUACAUCACGAUCAUCAAGCACAGAGUCUUUUGGGCUAUUCUCUUGUGUAUUAAAUGGAGAGGAGCGAGAGCAGACGCACCGAGCUGUUUUCAGGUUUAUCCCACGUCAUGAAGAUGAGCUAGAGCUGGAUGUUGAUGACCCCCUUCUUGUGGAGUGUGAGGAUGGUUCCUGGUGCCGCGGUUAUAACAUGAGGACAGGAGAGCGAGGAAUCUUCCCCUCAUUCUAUGCCCAUGAGGUCACAUGUCCCGUGAAAGAGAGCACAGUGCUCAGAGGAAACUCUCCCUGGAUACAGACAUUUGAUGUUCAGUUCCUGGGAUCUGUUGAAGUUCCACAUCAUCAAGGCAAUGGUAUCCUAUGUGCUGCCAUGCAGAAGAUUGCAACAGCGAGGAAGUUGACAGUACAUCUCCGUCCCCCUGCCAGCUGUGAACUGGAAAUCUCUCAACGAGGAGUGAAACUUAUUCUGAGAGGAAAUGACAGACCUGAGGAUGAGCGCUGCAGUCACUUUUUCCAAAUGAAAAAUAUUUCUUUUUGUGGGUGUCACCCUCGCAACAGCUGUUAUUUUGGCUUCAUCACUAAACACCCUGUUCUGAAUCGCUUUGCCUGCCAUGUCUUUGUGUCUCAAGAUUCCAUGCGCCGCGUGGCAGAGUGCGUUGGGCGAGCGUUUCAGGAAUAUUACCAUGAGCACGUGGAGUUUAGUUGCCCCACAGAGGACAUUUACCUGGAGUGACCUGACCUGUAUAUACUCACAUGGGGAUGCACACAGGACACAGGGCUGUGACCCAGCAUGAGCC
This is a messenger RNA of Bombina bombina (fire-bellied toad), 3022 nucleotides long. It is a transcript of the gene MAPK8IP2, whose product is annotated as mitogen-activated protein kinase 8 interacting protein 2. The transcript is spliced from 12 exons. Gene Ontology annotation, molecular function: protein binding. Gene Ontology annotation, cellular component: cytoplasm. Bases 1 to 2958 code for a protein of 985 amino acids. Gene Ontology annotation, biological process: regulation of JNK cascade. The record is from RefSeq and is a predicted model, not a curated record. Lineage: Eukaryota; Metazoa; Chordata; Amphibia; Anura; Bombinatoridae.